Acipenser ruthenus (sterlet) is the source of this 11925-nucleotide messenger RNA. Its product is annotated as voltage-dependent L-type calcium channel subunit beta-1-like. The record is from RefSeq and is a predicted model, not a curated record. Lineage: Eukaryota; Metazoa; Chordata; Actinopteri; Acipenseriformes; Acipenseridae. The transcript is spliced from 13 exons. Gene Ontology annotation, biological process: calcium ion transmembrane transport; neuromuscular junction development; chemical synaptic transmission. The coding region runs from base 4754 to 6634 and encodes 626 amino acids. Gene Ontology annotation, molecular function: high voltage-gated calcium channel activity; protein binding. Gene Ontology annotation, cellular component: voltage-gated calcium channel complex.
GGGGAAGUAUGCCAAACGGAAGAGCCGCUUCAAACGCUCGGACGGAAGCACCUCCUCCGACACCACCUCCAACAGCUUCGUGCGGCAAUCAGCUCUGAGCUCAGUUGGUCUCUCACGCAGUGCAGGAAGAAAGCCGGCAAUUUAAGGAACAAGAACAGUAGUGAUAAUCCUGCCCCCUGCCCUGCGGCACCCCGAUAAUGAGCUACAAUCCAGCGGGGGGCUUUCAGACUAACCGGUCCAGGAGGACUCCUCCAGGAUGAUGCUGCGAUCAAGUGUUUGAAGUUCUUUCUGAACGUAGCGGGGCUGCUUCAGAGACUGGGGGCUGAUCAAUUCAACAUCUCUCUCCUUUUCCCUCAUGAUCGUACUCUCCUUCUCCAUUUCUCUCUCUCCCCCCAUUCACUCCCUCACUCUCUCUUUCUCUCUCUCUUUCUAUCUCUCUCCCUCAAAACCACAGUGAAUUCCAGACUCCACAGGUCAUUACAUCCUCAGCACUCAUCACUCAAUGUGAAUCCUGUCUCAGACUGAAGUGUGUUUAAAAUACUGCAGCUGCUGGUCUGAGCACAGCCUGUCUCCAGUCUGCCCUUUGCCAAACCUUUCCAGUACUGGCUUUACUGGGGUUGACCCAGGUGUAUAAUUAUCAUGCUUUACCCUGCUAGCCUGAGCUUUCGAAUGCUCUCAAUAUGCAGCCCAUUCGAAAUAAACAUUGUAGUGGAGUUCAAUUGGAAACACAAGGUCUUCAGGGAAGACUUUAUCAAAAACUAUUAGGGAUUUACUGUAAUUCUCACAGUAUAAAGCACAUUUUUCUGCAAUAUAUAUUUAUACAGGUUUCUAGUCAACAGGAUGCAUGUGCUGUACUAGAAACCCCAGGCUGCAUUCUAUUGUAUUUUAUAUAUUUAUGAAUCCAAAGUACAGGUCUCACACCCUUAGUUCUUUCCUAUUUAUUAUUAUUUAUUUCUUAGCAGACGCCCUUAUCCAGGACGACUUUCAAUUGUUACAAGAUAUCACAUUAUUUUUUACACAUUAUUUUUACAUACAAUCACAAAUUUAUACAGUUGGGUUUUUACUAGAGCAAUCUAGGUAAAGUACCUUGCUCAAGGGUACAGCAGCAGUUUCCCCCACCUGGGAUUGAACCCACAACCUUCCGGUCAAGAGUCCAGAGCCCUAACCACUACUCCACACUGCUGCCCAUUUGCAGUGGGUCUGGAACCAGCUUCCCAAGCAAUCUGAACCAGAACACUUAGAAGUCAAGUGGAAACAAAAUAAACCUCAUGCUGUUUCUAUUAUAUCCCUCCCUUCCUCCCUCCCGCCCUUCUUUAUAGUCCUUGUAACUCUCUUAAUAUGCACCAUCGUGCUGAAAAAAACAAAGACAAGUAUAUGCUUCUAAGUGGAUCUAUAAGGUGGUGGUCGGGACAUCAUGUCUAGUCUAGUCUGUCUGCUCCUGUUUAGUUUGUUCCAAUCUUUACAGGAUCAGCUCAGGUUGCCAGUCACAGUAAUUAGCCGCUCACGCCUGCCGAAAACAAUUAAAGCAAGAGGUGCCGGCUCAGUGCUCAUUUACAUUCUGGAGCGAGAGAGAGAGACAGCCCUCACACUCCCCCCCCUGUCGAGGAGGGUGAGAUUAUUGUGUUUCUGUGUUUGUGAAAGAAAGAGAAAGAGAGAGAGAGGCAGCCCGAAGGAAAGCGCUCUCUCUCAUUUCAAUUAAAGUAAUAUAGAACAUUGUGUCUCCUGUAUAAUUAGCAGGAGACACAGUGUGCCUUCAUUGUUGUUAUUGAAUCUAGCAGACAAACAUUUGGGCUAAUGCCUUCAUCAGUGCUAUUACUGAGGUGAAACUAGAAGAAACUAAGUCAACCAGAUAAGCGUUUCGACAAGUGCCUUCAUCAGUGUUACUGAGGUAUAGUGAAAUAUGUGACAGAAUAAUGUUUCUGCAAUAACAGAAAUACUGUACAUGGCUUGUUUCUUACAUACAAGUAAUAGAUGCAGUACACUUUUUCUCAUCGUCUCUUUCCUGCCUUCUCUCGUUCGGCACUGAACGUUUCCCUAAACCUACUUCAAGCAGUUUCCUGAGUGAAUAUUGCUCUCUAAACUGUGGUUUGGAUAUCCUGUGCUCGUGUCAUGUGUCAGAUCUAAGGGGACGGGCAGUGCUGUAGUCCAGCUGGAGUCCCCAGACCGGUGUUGCGGUGCUAUUUUUUUUAAAGGCAGCAGUGGUGUUGUCAAGCCGGAACGAUGCUACGACUAUGAUUGUGGACGCAAACACACGACACAGUGCCUACUGCAACCACACCCAGGUACAAGGCUUAUAUUAUCAGGAGACCUCCGAGUGACCUCCACAGAGCCAGUAACCAAGAACAAUAGCGACCUCGGAUCAAUACAGCAAUUUAAAGACGCAGCAACUAAUCGAUUGAUCGGUUAUUGAUCACCAUGGCUUUUAUUUUAGUCCACUGAUCGAUUAAUCGCCCUGGGGCCUUAUUUGGAGCCUCGGAUAUAUAUUACAUUACCAGCACAGGCAUGUUCUAAGUGGUAUCUUUUUAUUCUUGCAUUAUAUGUUCUCCUGGUAAAGUCUGCAUCCCCUGAUUAAUCUGGAAGGCAUCACUGUGGCUCUGGUUCACCCAGCCAGUGCAGCUCUUGUACCCCGGUGAUGAUGGCUAUUUCAAGAGCCUCAUGCUUCAGUGCUGUGAGUAGCAGGACAGAGACACUUCAGGCGUCUUCCACCGCGACCACAACCCCAGAUCUCACUCCAAUUCAGCAUGUCUGGGAUGAACUUGAACAGCGCAUUUGUCAUCACGAUCCUCUGUCUGCCUCUCUGCGCUAAAUAUUAAUGAUUGAAUGGAUCCCUCGAGGCACCUUCCAGCACCCCGUGGAGUCUAUCCUAACUGCAGAGUAGAUUUUACUGCAGUUAUUUAUAUAUAUAUAUAUAUAUAUACAUUUCUUUUAGUUUGCUGCUUUUACUUUGGCAGUACCAGUAAAUCAGAAUGAAAUUGAUAGAGCCAGCAACGGUGGGUGCACUCGCUUGGUUUCCAUGGAGACGAUGCACAGGGGUGGGGUUUACUGUCGGGAACUGCACUGACAAUAACACGUUUAUCUAUAGUAUUCAAAAAACAGCAAGAGGUGCCAGGAGUUUAAACAGUCAGGCCCCUGGUAAAUCUGCUCCGAAUGACGUGAUUCUCAUUACAGCAUGAAUGCGUCUCAUCUGUGAGUCUGCCGGUUUGCUAUUAAGAGGAGCUGCUCAAGCAGCUAUAAGGGAGGAGCAAUUUAUUUAAGAUCAACUCCUGGCUCUUGAUCAUUUCAACAAUAGACUUCAUAGAAACCCAAGACUAAAUGCAGCAGGGCUAGUGCGAGCUUCAACUAGUAAUGCACUUGUCUGUUCUCUGCUUAUACUGUGCAUUACCCUCUUGGUUAGCCAGGCUUUUUCUUUACAAGAUUUUGCUCUGGUUUCCAGUGAUUCACCAUGCUUGUCAUAAUUUACUACAUUUUCCUAGUUUUAUGCAUUACUGCAGUUAACUUUUGUAGGGGUAGUGACGUAGUAUUACCUGGUAUAAUUUCCUUAUAAUGUUAAAAAAGAAAUACAUUAUUAUUAAGAACAUAAGAACAUAAGAAAGUUUACAAACGAGAGGAGGCCAUUCAGCCCAUCUUGCUCGUUUGGUUGUUAGUAGCUUAUUGAUCCCAGAAUCUCAUCAAGCAGCUUCUUUAAGGAUCCCAGGAUGUCCGCUUCAACAGCAUUACUGGGGAGUUGGUUCCAGACCCUCACAAUUCUCUGUGUCAAAAAGUGCCUCCUAUUUUUUGAAUGCCCCUUUAUCUAAUCUCCAUUUGUGACCCCUGGUCCUUGUUUCUUUUUCCAGGUCAAAAAAGUCCCCUGGGUCGACAUUAUUAUUAUUAUUAUUAUUAUUAUUAUUAUUAUUAUUGUUAUUAUUAUUAUUGUUAUCAUUAGCAGCUGGCUUUACUGGGGUUGACCCAGGUGUCUCCCAGUAGCUGUCUCCCUCUAAUGGACCAGGAGAAGUGCCUGCAGAUAGCGGGCGGGUUACCAAGCCAUGAUGUUGAGGCUGAAUCGCUGGGAUUCCUUAAGUACCCGACUUGACAAAGUUUUGAGAUCAGCCAGCUGCUUGGAACCGGACGAGCUCUGAUGGGCUGAACGGCCUCCUCUCCUUCGGGAAUGUUUUUAUUUUCUUAUUGUAAACACACACACACACACACCGCAGCACAGCUCCUAUUGAAGUACUGACCUGGCCUGACCUGGCUGCUGUUGCUUAUAUUUCUGAGGUCUGAGCAGGUCACAAUCCAAGAAGAAGAGGAAGAAGAAGAAGAUAAUGAUCAGGCCUUAUCGCACAUCUCCGCUCAGUUUUGCUCUUGCAGAUACAGAAGAUGAUUGAAGGAUACCCUGCUCACCCUCUAGAGAGGCGAGAGGGAGGGGGGGGGGUGGGCAUUUCUUACGGCACAGCCAUGCAAUUGAGGUGGGGGGAUUGAAUGGCGGUGGACUCCAUUCCCAGUCUCUAUCUGAUCUCAGUUAGUUUUUAUUCAGCCCCCUGUUUCUCUCCUACCAGAGCUAAAUAUAAUUAGCAGUUUGCAAAUGUAGCAAGAGUCCUGCAACCUGACCCCAGCUGCCUGUCUCUCUCUCUCUCUUCUCUGGGAGGGGGGAUAGGGGGAUUCUAACUUCUCACACACACACGCACACACACACACACACAUAGUCUCUCACACUCCUAUUGCUGGACUCGGAGUGGGGCUCUGAGUUUGCCGUUGGGUACAAAAAGGCAAACUAAGAAUGGAGACUUUGGAGAAGAUCCACAGGCCGGUUUUGGGCUCGGCGGACUCCUACACCAGCCGCCCCUCUGAUUCAGACGUGUCCCUGGAGGAGGACCGCGAGGCUCUGAGGCGCGAGGCGGAGCGGCAGGCGCUGGCGCAGCUGGAGAAGGCCAAGACGAAGCCAGUGGCGUUCGCGGUGCGCACCAACGUGGGGUACAACUCCGCGCCUGGGGAUGACGUGCCAGUGCAGGGCAUGGGCAUCUCCUUCGAUGCCAAGGACUUCCUGCACAUCAAAGAGAAGUACAGCAAUGACUGGUGGAUCGGCCGGCUGGUGAAGGAGGGCUGUGAGGUCGGCUUCAUCCCGAGUCCCGUCAAACUGGAGAACACGAGACUGCUGCAGGAGCAGAGACUGAGGCAGAACCGGCUCAGCUCCAGCAAGUCUGGGGGAAACUCAAGCUCCAGCCUGGGUGAUGUUGCUACGGGAACACGCAGACCCACGCCCCCCGCCACAGGUCAUGUCGAGUUGUCUAAUGUCACGUUCGAUAUAGACGCUCUCGAUCUCGAUGCUGAGGAGCCGGGCACUGAGCCCCUGGUCAACCAGCCCAAAACCAGUGUGAGCAGCGUCACCUCCCCCCAAGCCAAUGCCAAGCGCAUUCCCUUCUUUAAGAAGAUGGAGCAAGUCCCUCCCUAUGAUGUGGUGCCUUCCAUGAGACCCAUCAUUCUAGUGGGUCCUUCCCUCAAGGGCUACGAGGUCACAGACAUGAUGCAGAAGGCUCUGUUUGACUUCCUGAAACACAGGUUUGAAGGCAGAAUAUCAAUCACUCGGGUUACAGCUGACAUCUCUCUGGCGAAGCGCUCUGUGCUCAACAACCCAAGCAAGCACACCAUCAUCGAGAGGUCCAGCACGCGCUCCAGCCUGGCGGAGGUGCAGAGUGAGAUCGAGCGGAUCUUUGAGCUGGCGCGGACCCUGCAGCUCGUGGCUCUCGAUGCUGACACUAUCAACCACCCUUCCCAGCUCGCCAAGACCUCGCUGGCACCCAUCGUGGUGUACAUCAAGAUCGCCUCUCCCAAGGUGCUGCAGAGGCUGAUCAAGUCCCGGGGGAAGUCUCAAGCCAAACACCUCAACGUGCAGAUGGUAGCAGCAGACAAGCUGGCACAGUGCCCUCCCGAGCUCUUUGACAUCAUCCUGGAUGAGAACCAGCUGGAGGACGCCUGCGAGCACCUGUCUGACUACCUGGAGGCGUUCUGGAAAGCCACGCACCCCCCGAGCAGCAACCCGCCCAACCCUCUGCUGAACCGCACCAUGGCCACCGCUGCGCUGGCCGCCAGCCCCGCCCCCGUCUCCAACCUGCAGGUCCAGGGCCCCUACCUGGUGCACGGGGAACAGCCUCGGCUCCGAGACGCGCCUCUGUCGGACCGGGCCGGGCUGCGGGAGUUCCAGCCCGACCCAGGCAAGCAGCAGCAGCCCUACCUGUGCGCUGUGAGGACCGGACGGGGGGGAGGCAGGGGGCUGUCUCGCCAGGACACCUUCGAUUCGGAGACCCAGGGCAGCCGCGACUCAGCCUAUACCGAGGCAGGGGACUUCUGCAUGGACAUAGAGACAGACCCCUACGAGGAUCCGGAGCCCUACGGGGGCACGCCCUACCGCAUCGCCCAGCAGAGACACCUCCACCUGGGCCAGCAGCAGCGCCAGGCCUCCUGGGAGGACGAGGGCGCCGAACCGGACCAGGAGAACCUGAACCGGGCCCACCUGCACAGCCAGCAGGGCCGGGUUAAGACCAGGGAGCGUCAGAGGGAGAGGGAGCGGUACUGCCAGAACCUGGAGCUGCAGGAGCCCAUGAUGGGUCGGAAUCGCAAUGAGGGGGUGGAGGAGUGGGGGAGGGAUGUGUACAUCCGCUAGGCACCCCGGUACUGGGACUGAACCCAGAGGACUUCCCCCCCCCCCCCUCGCUCCUCAGCACUGACUAAUACAGCAGUCAGGGCAGGUAGAGAGGGUGUAGGAAGGGAGUCAUAGUGCAUAGAGAAGGGGUAGGUGAGGGUAGGCAAGGAGGGAGAGAGAGAGAAUGAUUGAAAGUUCAGAACAUGUGGUGUUCAGAGAAUAACCUUUUUUCUUUUAACACAACAAAUCCUUGUAACCUGAUCCUAUCCCCGCUCCCCACCCCACUCCACCCUCCCUUCAUAGAGCCUUGCUUUCCAGAGCAAACAUGAAACAUUAUGAGGGGAAAUAUUUCAAUCAAGUUUUACAUCACACUAACUGCAAGUGAGCCUUACAAGCAUCACAGUUUACAAACCCCAGACAGCCAUGCCAUUAUUAUUAUUAUUAUUAUUAUUAUUAUUAUUAUUAUUAUUAUUAUUAUUAUUAUUAUUAUUAAUGCUGAGACUGCCACUGAAUGCUCUGCAAUGCAAUGAAGUAGGAAUCCCUUAUUUUUUUGUAUUUCCGGUCUUAUGAAGACUCCCUCCUAGGCUAAAGAAGCAUGCAGGUCCCUGAUUUUAUAUUUAGUUGUAUUUAUUUAUGUGUGUGUGAGGUAGGGAGGAGUAACAGAGAAAUCCUUUAUGUAUUGUAAACCCUCAAAAACAAUCAGCAGUGAGGUGGAGUUGCUUAGUGUCCCGUCCCACAGCUGCCAAACUCCCCAUCCCCAGUUCAGUGGGGAGGCCCAACAACUUUCACCUGACUCAGUCCUGCCCGCGUGCAGGACCUCUAUCCUGCCACAAGAGGGAAACACAAAUCCUUUUUGCUCAGAAUGGAUUUUUACUGGAUCUUGCUGUACAAGAGUUAUGUUUUUUUUCACCAAUCAGAGGUAACGCAGCUCCUAAACUCCUCCCACAACAGUUUGGAAUUGUGGGCUUUGUAGUUUUUAAAGCUCAGCUGCUACAGGACUACAGGGCUGUACCUGCAGAGCUCCCUGGUCAGAUAAAUGUACAGGGUUGCCGAGCGGGGACAGGCCUGUCCAGUGUUACUGUCAUCUGGCCUAUCUGAUUGUCUGUUGUGCUAGUGUCCCCUGAUGCUGGAUCUGUCCUUGCCUUUUGGGUCACUUUCUAAAAUGCCGACCGUGCUACAGCUCUUCAGAAAUCAAGUUCAAACCUGCACCCAAGCCGGUGUCAAGCCUUUUUAGACGAAACAAAACAGAACCACUUUGGAUUUCUACCCUCUUUGGAUACCUUAUCGUGCCGUAUUGUAACAAGUUUCUCCUUUUUAAAAAAUAAAUCUUAGUUUUUUGUGCUUUUUAAAAAAAAAAAAAAAAAAGAAGAAUUUAAAUUGAAAAAAUAAAUAAAUAAACAAAACCAGAUGUCUUUAAAAAAACAAAACCCAGCAGAGGCGGGAGGAUGAGUUUUGAGUUUGUUUGUAGUUUUUUAAAAGCCCUUUUUGAGUGCCAUUAAACACAUCGUGGAGAAACACAGGAGCCAACUUCACAGUGCCUCAGUCCCUCACAGGGUUAAAAACCGCUGUGCAGGAACAGAGAGAGGAGAGAGGGAAGAGGAGAAGUGAGGGAAGAGGAGGAGAGGGUGGGAGCGAUCAGUGCCCUUCAGUCUGAACCUCUCUCUCUCUCUGGAUACUCUCUGGACUGGACUCACAGUCUCAGACCCGCCUUGUUCAUUACAGUGGAGACGCACAAGCGCUGUCUUCAGGAGGCACGCUGAACUGAAUGUGUCCCAGGCUGAUCUACAGUGACAGCACAGUCCCGACUCAAUGUUAACAGACCCUUCAAUAUUAACGGCACCCCUCUGUUAACACCACAUUGUCUGGCCUUAGCGGAAUCGAUAAAAACAGAAGAGGAGGAGGAGGAGGAUAAGAAGUGUUAUAAUGAAAUCCCACAGCAUGGAAGGUGACAUUUACAUUGCAUAUUAUUGUGUUUAAAAACUUUAAAACGAGGGGAAAAGAAACAACGACCUAGGAACCGCAACUGUUUCUUUUUCUUUAAAAAAAAAAAAAGAUGAAUUCUUUAGGUGUUUGUUAGUUUAACGCAUUACUACCUAUACUAAGUGGGGUUCAUAUCUGUGCAACAACUUAUUUAAAAACAGUUUCUGAAUAGUCACCAAGUUUGAUACCCGAUGCAGCCCAUGUUACCCUGUUUGAUGCAAUCACAGCGAGUACCGCGGCAGUACUGUCUGUCGUCUCAGUCCAGUAACAAGACGUUUACAGCGCUCCGAGAAACAGGCUUUAAAUGAAGGGCGAGUUAAAGAGGACCAAGCUCUUUACCUCAGGAGUUACUCUUAACAGCAAAAUGAAAUACGUGAUAAUGUGGUGAUCUGAGACGGCUGGUUUCUUUAUACCUGUCGAUACGUUCUUGAAAAGUUUUCUAUACAGUAACUCCUGAGUUAAAGGCCUGAGGCACUGGAUAAUCUGGUGCCUCUUUACCUGCCUGUAUUCUUUAAGAGAAGCAGGAUUGCAAGACCUGGAGUCAUGUGGUCAUCCCGAUAAAGGAGGUCAGGUUUGAGCCUCAGUAUGAAUCUCCCUGCCCGUAUGUAGAUAUCUAGAAUUUGGUGUGAUCUACAGUUAUCUAUAUUGGAUACAUCAAUACAUACCGAUAGCAACAGUGUCUGCAUCGCCAGCUCACCACUCAACCCUUCAGAACUCGGAACUAACCAGGUCUCUGUUUUCCGACAACUUACUAAAUUAUUUUGAAAAUUGUCAUUUCAGUCUUUCCAGUCCGCUUUCCUUAAGCAUGUAGGUUUACCCACGCCCAUCGGAUAUAUAGCCAGCGUGUUUUAGUUCUGAUUAACGUGGGAUAAGUUCACACAUGAAGUGUAAAUAAUAAAUAAGUGCCUGUCCAUUGUUUCUGAGUGCAUGUUGUGGUCAGAGCAGAGCGCUCCUGUUUAAUAUUCCGAGAGCUGGUGACCUGGUCUGUUCAAGCAGCCUGGAGGAUGAGUAGCUGGGUGUGGAUCCCACCCCGCGGGGUAUCACUGAUUCCUGUUCGGUUGCUCAACCCCAUAUUCCUCAGAAUGGAAGAUGUGAUCUGAUUCCCUGUGUGUGAGAUUUGUCAGAGUGGGGUGCGUAUAUGUCCUAGUUAAUCAACCCAUAACCAAUACAAAUUCCAGUGUACCCUUCAUAAGCAAAUAGCAAAGUGUGAUCCAGGGAAAGCAUGAUUCACCAGCAGCCAGGAGCUCCCAUAGAUACUGCAGGUCAUACCUGCUGCUGCUGAAUCGACUGUGCUUUUGCACUGGAAGAUUUUGAUUUUUGUACCCAAGAAAACAAACGCCAAGCCAGCAGUACAGCUGGUGUCUUACAAGUCCCAGAUCAGUCCCAGAUCAGUGCUGGGCUGUGUGGAUUCCUCCUCUCCUCCCCCCCGGUAAAUAUACUGCACCCAGACACACAACACUCACCAUGUGAAAACAAACUUGAAUCGUGCUUGUGCUGAACAAGGGCUUAGACAGACAAACAGGGAUUGUAUUCAAACUGCAUUCAAACUACUGUAUGUAAAGUCAAAAUUCAGGGGUCACUAAUUGGGGUGUGGGUCCCCCUUCCCAGGUACCCCAGUCGGUGACCUCUGCUUUGUUUUGUAAAGGUGCAGCUGCAGCACCCCCUUUUCACGAACGCACAGACACCAUCUGCCCUCGGAAAAGGGAGGCUGCAAUUUCAGAUUCUUAUUCAGGCCUGCCAGACAGAGUGCGCACACACACACACACUCUGACAGGUGUGUGUGUGUGUGUCUCAGUGUGUGUGUGUCAGUGUGUGUGUGUCGGUGUGUGUCUCGGUGUAUGUGUCUCAGUGUGUGUGUGUGUCUCGGUGUAUGUGUCUCAGUGUGUGUGUGUCUCGGUGUGUGUCUCAGUGUGUGUGUGUCUUGGUGUGUGUGUGUCUCGGUGUGUGUGUGUCUCAGUGUGUGUGUGUCUCAGUGUGUGUCUUGGUGUGUGUGUGUCUCAGUGUGUGUGUGUCUCGGUGUAUGUGUCUCAGUGUGUGUGUGUCUUGGUGUGUGUGUGUCUCAGUGUGUGUGUGUCUCGGUGUGUGUCUCAGUGUGUGUGUGUCUUGGUGUGUGUGUGUCUCAGUGUGUGUGUGUCUCGGUGUGUGUGUGUGUGCGCUCUGCCUUGCUCUCAUAUCUCCAGUGCCAAUGUUGCCAAAGUGCCGUUCCUUUUUGCCAACUUCUACCAGGACUUUACUAAGAGCCUGAAAGAAUAGCCAGCCUUCUGGGCUAUAUAUAUAUAUAUAUACAGAUAUAGAGAGGGAUAUAUUUAUACAGUAUAUAUCACAUACAGUGGCCAAGUCAGGAUCAGGCAGGGACAUGUUCAUGGCUUUUUGCUCUGGUGCAGAAAUAUUGUGCACCGUAUUGUGUAAUGCAGGACUUGUAAGAAACCAAACCAAACCAGUAUCUUCUUUCCUCUGAUUAUCACAACAACACUGUCUCAAAGCCCCUAUCAGUGUGUAGAUCAUUCGCUUCUCCAGACCUCCUUCUCGUCUCUUUGAAUUGACCCCUCAAGGCAGUGGGUCUGUAGAUAAGCAGGGUACCCAGCCUGGCAAACCUGAAUCAGGGACUUGAGAGAAAGCAAUUGAGCUAAUGAGAGGCAAGAAAAUGGUGGUGAUGUUGUUUUUAAUGGAUCUAAUUUAAGAGAAUUAGAUUUAUGAGUUGUUUAUUUAAAGUGUAUUAUUAUUAAUAUUGUUGUUGUUGUUAUUUUGAGAUUGUAUUAUUAUUUGGGAAAAAUUAUUAUUUCCAUAGAUACCCUUGUGCUUAAUUUAAACUACUCAAGUUCUACAAAAUUAUUAUUUGGGGAAAAAAUACUUCAUAAUCAUGUGGGAAGCAAAAAGCUUUGGUGUCGUUUCUCCCGGGUCUGCUUUCACCUCUGAGCCUCCCUUUCCUUUAAUUACUGCUGAAAUAACCCUCCUGAGGUUCUGACUUUGACCCAGAAGAGACACUGCCAGCAGAUCAACCGAUUUGACUCAGAAAAAGAAAGAAAGAAAUACUCGGCUCUCAAAUACACUAGGACCCUGUUUUACAUGUAAUCUCAUCAGUGUUUUACAAGACCUGUGACUUUGUAUAAUUGUUUGGUGUAAAGUACCGAGAAGUGUAAACAAUCACAUAUAUAUAAAAUAUUUAAGGAAUUUAUUUAAAUGAAGAAAAAAAAGAUUUUUUUGAUGCUGUUUUUUUUUUUUUUCUCUGGGAAUGUUGGAAAACUUGCUUCAGUGUUUGUACAAUAUUUCUAAUUUAUUGAGAUGGUGACUGUAUUAAAGCUGGAAGCUGCUCUGAGCUCCGUUAUAUUAAA